This is a messenger RNA of Psylliodes chrysocephalus, 2403 nucleotides long. The record is from the annotation of a GenBank genome assembly. NCBI's taxonomy places the organism in Eukaryota, Metazoa, Arthropoda, Insecta, Coleoptera, Chrysomelidae.
AGAAGUUUCAGUUGUCAACACAAUCGUUAAAAACUUUUAUUGUCACAAUUCAAAUGUCAAAUGUCGUUUUUUGAAUGGAGAAUGAAAAAGUAAACAGAAUAAGUGGAAAACAAAAUCCCAAAGAAUUUUAAUCAUAUUUUAUUAUUUUACUGUGUGUAUUUAUUUAGUUUGUAAUGGUUGUACUUGACCUAUAUAAUUCAGAAGAUGUUGACUGUACCAAUAAACUUUGUUCUUUGAAUAAUGGGUAUCAUUUUGUUGGUAGAGAAACACCAAUCAUUAGUAAUAAUAAAAUGAUAUCAAGAAGGCAUGCUAAAAUUGUUGUGCAUAAAAAUGGCGCAAUUAUUGAGUCGAUACAUGUUAAUCCUACAUUUUUCAAAUCAUCAGUUGGAGGGUCAAUUCAGUUACUCAAAGAACAUGAAUCUCUAUCAUUAAACAGUGGUGACUGUUUUGCUCUACUAGAGGAUGCUAUCUGGUUCAGAGUAAAAAUAAUUCAGGAACAUAGUGAAGAACCUCUUACAGAUGAACAAUCUCACAAUCCUCUUGGGAAUAAAAGAGGUAAUGAUGAAGAUAUUGCAGAUACUAAUAAACGUAUAAAAAUGGAAAUUGAUGAUUCAUUAGAUACCACUACAGAUUCUUCCAAAGUUGCUGGUACUGCAUUAGAAGAAUCAGGUGUUGCAGAUGCAAACUUAACAACUAAUGGUACAAAUGUACCAAAUUGCAAUAAUAUUGAAACUGAUCUUGAUUCAACAAUAGAAGAAUUAGAUGUUGCAGCUGCAAGCUCCACUGUUAAUGUUACAAAUGUUGAAAAUGUACUAAAUUGCAAUAAUAUUAAAACUGAACAGCCUGAAACUGAUUCGACUUUAGAAGGUGUAGCAGUUGAAUAUACUGUCAAUAACACUCAGAAUGUACAAAAUCCUGGUAAUAUUAAAACUGAAAAACCUGAUGAUGAUGAUGAUGAUUCAACUGACUAUCUACCUAUGCCAUUACCAUUACCAGAAAUUAAACAAGAACCCCUUACUGAUGGAUUACAUAAUCCUGCUUCUACAAACAAUGAGCCUCCAGAUCAGGUUAUAUCUGAUCAGCCAAGCAGUUCCACAAAUGACAAUAUUCCAGCUUGGAGAAGAGAUCAUCCUGAUUGGAGACGAGAUAGAUGUUGGUAUGGUAAAGAUUGUUACAGAAAAAAUCCAAUUCACAAAGAAGACUUUAGUCACCCUUCUGAUAAUGAUUAUGAUAGUGAUCCUAAAGACAAUAGAAUUGUUUGUCCUUUUGGAAGAAGUUGUUAUAGGACAAAUAUUCAGCACAGAAGGCAAUUUAAGCACUUUGGCAAACCAGCUCCAAGGCCAAAUACUUUAUGUGUUAAUGGAUGUCCAUGUUGUAAUAAUUCUAGAAAUAAACCAGGCUAUGAAAGUGAUUGUGAGCAUACCGACCCAGAAUAGAAAUAUAAAAACUUGCAAAGAACUAUAUAAUACAUAAAUGACUUUAUACAAUUCAAAUUUUAAUAUCGUUAGCUAAAGAUGUUUAGCAUUUUUUAAACAUUCAAAAUAUGUACAUUUAAUAAUACUGUUUUAAUUAAUUAAAAUGUAUUAUUUCAUGAUACAACUGUUUCCAUUAAUGAAUGAUUUAACAAAAAAUAAGUGUGGAUAACACGAGGGAUAAUGUUAACCCUUUGAAUCACGAAUUAAUAUUUAUUCAUAAAAGAUUUCUCAAAUGACAGCAAACAACUAACUUUGGCGCCAACAUUUUGUUACUUGUUAUAAUCUGCCAAAUGGCGGCAUGUGAUAACAAUUGAAUUCAAUAAAUGUCACUAAAUGCAAUAAUGAGGAUUCCUUUUAUUUUUUUACUGUGUAUUUUUUUAUAAUCUACUUUAUUCAAAUUUAGAUAUGAAUUUUAUUUUUAGUUUUGUCAUAUAUUAAAUAAUAUGGCGGCUACUUGAUUAGUGAGAUUACAGUGGAUACUUACCAUUGUUAGUCUGGCUCAUUGAGAUAGAAUAAAGAGGAGAUGCUAUGACGAUGCUAAAAGUGUUUGCACCUUUGCAUUACACUUUUACGUCAUGUCAAACUCGAGCUAGUGGAACUAAUCAGUUUUGGUGGGAAUAAAUGUCAUCUUUUAAAAAUAGCUUUAUUUAAAUUAAAUAAAAACAUUUUCAUUUCGUCAAUCUUCAAAUGUAAAAUUAUUGACAUCAAAGUACAACUCUAAGUCGUCAUUAUGUCGUCUCUACUUCAUUCUAGCUUGAUAGUCUGGCUUCACUUUCAUUAUUUUUAUUAGUGUUUUUAGUAAACACCAUUGAUUAUAACUAAUUCUUCCUAAAAUAUGUGGAUCACUAAGUGCCAUGUGAAUGAUAUUUUUGCAAGAAUUAAGGCUAGUCUGUAAUUAAGUUGUUUUACCUGGUAUGUUUGCCAGUUA